Sitodiplosis mosellana (orange wheat blossom midge) is the source of this 2398-nucleotide messenger RNA. RefSeq names its product integrin-linked protein kinase-like. Bases 1 to 2118 code for a protein of 705 amino acids. The transcript is spliced from 15 exons. Gene Ontology annotation, biological process: multicellular organism development; positive regulation of kinase activity; protein phosphorylation. Lineage: Eukaryota; Metazoa; Arthropoda; Insecta; Diptera; Cecidomyiidae. The record is from RefSeq and is a predicted model, not a curated record. Gene Ontology annotation, cellular component: signaling receptor complex. Gene Ontology annotation, molecular function: ATP binding; transmembrane receptor protein tyrosine kinase activity; protein binding.
AUGAGAAAUUCCAAAUUUCACAAUCGACUGCGUAAAGGAGAUUCGAUCGGUCAUGGCCAUUUUAGUGAUGUGUAUAAGGGAGAACUUUGGCCAUUAAAUCCAUUGUUCCGAGCGAAAAGAGUUGCAAUAAAAUCGGUCAAGAGCUGCAACGAAACUGACUCAAAACUAACGGGAACGACUGAACUAUUGAAGGAAAUAAAUAUUGUAAAACGUUUGCCCAAACAUCCUAAUGUGGUUCGUUUUAUUGGGGCAGUCACUAAGAACCCUCUCGAAGGCGAAAUAAAGAUCGUUUACGAGUUUUGCCCAUACGGUGAUCUCAAAAGUUUUUUGAAGAAAAAUAGACAAUCUGCGGUCGAUCAGAAGCAGACAACAUCGAGCCAAUGUGGGUCAAAGGCUAAUGCAACAGGAGUCUAUGGAGCUAAAGCUGAACGAAUUGAUGAAGAAGAUGACGUGUCAAAAAUACGAUCUUUGAUCAGCGAAGGAAUGAAUAUGAGUAAUAAAAUUGAUAAUGGACAAACUGCAAUGCAUAUAGCCGCUGAAGAGGGCAACAUCGGUAUGAUAAAAUUAUUGCUUGAUGAUGGUGUGAGCCCGAACAUUGUAGAUGGUCAUUUUUCCACACCGUUUCACGUUACAGCACAGACAGGACGUGAGGAUAUAGCUCAAAUCCUCAUUGAAAGCGGUGCCAAAAUCAAUGCUCGGAACAUACAAGCGUGGACGCCAUUGCACUAUGCAGCUUUGUGGGGACACGCAAAGUUCAUUGAACUACUUAUGUCAUGUGGCGCUGAUGUAGAUGUUUAUGAUUUGAAUGGAUGUACACCACUCCACAUUGCAGCUUUGAAUGGUAAGGUGGAUGCCGUCCAGCGUCUCAUUGAAUUUGGUGCUUACAUCUUUGCCAAUGAUAACAAAGGGUUAACGCCAUAUGACUAUGCAAGAUUGAGUACUAAAUUAUUGGUUUUAGUACUGCUGUUUGGUUUUAUGACUGCAUCUCUGCUGGUUGUAUUCAAUCAAAUUUAUACCUCACUUCAGUUUUACAAUCGACUGCGUAAAGGAGAUUCGAUCGGUCAUGGCCAUUUUAGUGAUGUAUAUAAGGGAGAACUUUUGCCAAUAAUUCCAUGUUUCAAAACGAAAAGAGUUGCAAUAAAAUCGGUCAAGAACUGCAAUGAAACUGACUCAAAACUAACGGGAACAACUGAACUAUUGGCAGAGAUAAAUAUUGUAAAACGUUUGCCCAAACAUCCUAAUGUGGUUCGUUUUAUUGGGGCAGUCACUAAGAACCCUCUCGAAGGCGAAAUAAAGAUCGUUUACGAGUUUUGCCCAUACGGUGAUCUCAAAAGUUUUUUGAAGAAAAAUAGACAAUCUGCGGUCGAUCAGAAGCAGACAACAUCGAGCCAAUGUGGGUCAAAGGCUAAUGCAACAGGAAUCUAUGGAGCUAAAGCUGAACGAAUUGAUGAAGAAGAAGGUUCACCUCUAACACCCACCUAUCCAUUUACAACAACGGAUCUACUCAAUUGGUCCGCCCAAGUGGCAAAAGGAUUACAGUUUUUGGCUUCAAAUGAUCCUUCUAUCAUACACCGUGAUCUAGCUGCUCGAAAUAUCUUACUUUGUGAAAAUAAAGUGGUGAAAAUUGGUGAUUUCGGUCUGUCACGGAGACUGAACGGGAGUUAUGUUUAUGUAAAAACAUCAUGGGCUCCAGACCCACUCCGAUGGAUGGCCAUUGAAUCACUGCCAGACGAAGAUGAACCGAAAUUCAGCGUAAAAUCGGAUGUUUGGUCGUUUGGUGUUGUACUUUGGGAGUUGUUUUCAGAAGGAGACGAUCCAUAUUACAUCUCGAAAGAAGACCUGUCAGAAGGCGUCCGAUUGAAAAGACCAAAAAAAGCUACGAAAGAAAUGUAUGAUCUUAUGAUGUCUUGUUGGGAGGAAAAUCCAGAGGAUCGUCCAUCGUUUGAUAAGUUAGAGGAAAUGCUUUCGCAAAUUUAUCUGAAUGCUUUGAAUGGUGAUGGAGACAAUGAUAAGGAUAAAAAUGAAGACAUCCUAAGGAGUGUGAGAGUAGAUGAUCUGAAGUUCAAUGAUAGAGCAAGCCUGAUUUCAGAUGCAACAGAGGAUGAUUCGCCUUCAUAGUCAGUACCAAAAGCUUUUUUUGCUUCCAUUGCACGCUUGUACGGAUUUUCGAUGUAAGGCUAAGCAAAGCAUUUUAGUUUUUUGAGCCGUGAUAAUAGUAAAAGUGUAGUUCUCUCUUUGCGUUCGAUGGAUUCAAGUUCUCUCUUUUCAGUGAACAUACAUAUAUUCACAUUUCACUUUUGAAAACAUUUCGCUAUUAUUCUAAAUGUUUCGUAUGAAGACUUUGGAUGAAGAGGGGAAUGUGCAAAAGUUUGUGAAAUAUUGAAUUUUUCAUUUAAAU